Molecule: messenger RNA, 1431 nt
Organism: Bolinopsis microptera
Lineage: Eukaryota; Metazoa; Ctenophora; Tentaculata; Lobata; Bolinopsidae
Product: actin, clone 302-like
Exons: 2
Coding region: 84-1244 (386 amino acids)
Source: RefSeq, a predicted model, not a curated record
GAUACAACUACUCUGGCUUCACUUCUAUAAUUUGAUCGGAAUAUUCCCAAUUGUUCUCUAAAUCUAGCAAUUUUCAACCCACUAUGAGUGACACUGGUAAUGUGACAACAUUUGAGCAGACUGACCUUGUGGUUGACAAUGGAUCCUUCCAGAUGAAAGUUGGUUUUGCUGGAGAUGAGGCUCCUAAAAACGUAUUAUCAUCUGUAGUUGGACACCCUAAACACGAAACUGUAUUGAAUGUGGAGAAACAAGAUUGCUAUGUAGGAAAUGAAGCACAAAGCAAAAGAGGAAUACUAGCUCUCAAUUAUCCAUUAGAAGGAGGUGUAGUUACGAAUUGGGACGAUAUGGAGAAGAUCUGGCAUCACACGUUUUACAAUGAGCUGUGUAUUGCCCCUGAGGAACACCGAAUUAUUAUGACAGAGCCUCCACUCAAUCCUAAUUCAAACAGAGAAAGGAUGACUCAAAUCAUGUUUGAAACCUUUAAAUUUCCUUCAUUCUAUGUUGCCAACACAGCCCUCCUCUCUAUGUACGCUUCAGGAAGGACCACUGGAGUUGUUGUGAGUUCUGGUUAUGAUGUGUCUCAUAUUGUUCCUAUUUAUGAGGGUUACAAUCUUCCUCAUGCAACUUUAUCUGUAGGUUUUUCUGGGAAAGAGCUCACAAAUCACAUGAAGAAACUUCUUGGUGAGGGAGCUUACCAAUUCACAACCAUGUCUGGGUCAAGUGAGAUUUGCAGAGACAUUAAGGAGAACACAAAGGUUUGUUACGUUUCUCCAGACUAUGAAGAGGAUAUGCGGUCUGCUGUACUAAGUUCUGACACUGCUGAAAUUCAAUAUGAGCUACCUGACAGUCAGAUUAUAACUAUCAUGAAGGAGAGAUUUAGAUGUCCAGAAGUUCUGUUCCAACCUUCACUGGGAGGGAAAGAGUCUCCAGGAAUUCAUGAAAUCUGCUACAAAUCCAUCAAGACGUGUGGUGCAGAGAUCUGGAAGGACCUUUAUGCUAAUAUUGUCCUCUCUGGAGGCACUAAUUUAUUGCCAGGUAUGGCAGAGAGGUUGCAGAAAGAGAUUUCUAAUCUAGCUCCUCCAUAUUUGAAAGUUAAAGUCAUUCAUCCACCUGAGAAGAAAUAUUCUGCAUGGACAGGGGGUUCAAUACUCGCUUCCCUGUCAACUUUCAAGGAAAUGUGGAUAACCAAAGAGGAGUAUGAAGAAGCCGGUCCAAGAAUAGUCCAUCAGAAAUGUUUCAGAUAAUUUCUCAAUAUUCAGUCCAAUUAUUCAGUCCAAUUAUUCUGUAGUGUGUUCAUAGUGAAAAUAUCAGUGGGAGACACUUAAACAAACUUUAAAACUUUUGAAGACAUUGAACAUUGAUUUUUUAGAAGAAUGGCAGAUUUUGCUGUUAACUUAAAUAUAUUUGGAUGCAAUUCUUUUUUCUGACUAC